UCUAAUUCUGCAUUUCUAUCCACCACAGAAAAAUCUCUCCAACAAUUCCCCUUCCACAAAUUCUCAUUCCAAUGAAUCCGAACCCUAGCAAUAGUAAAUUCCACUCUCCUAGUUCCUUAUAGAGUUCUCUCAUGGCAAUUCUCCACUGGACUCAACCUCUACACUUCCCCACCGCCUUCACUUCUCCACCACUCUUCUUCUCCUCCUCCAUUUCAUCAAGAACUGUACACUGUAAAUCAACUAAAGACAAUCAUAAUAACACAGCAUUGGUUUGGUUCAAGCAUGAUCUUCGUAUUGAUGACCAUCCAGCUUUGAUUACUGCUUCGAAUUAUCGUUCUAUACUUCCUCUAUACAUUUUUGAUCGUCGGAUUGUUUCUCGAUUUUCUGAUGAAACCCUAGAAAUUGCAUUACUAGCAUUAGCUGAUUUAAGAAAGGAUUUGAAGAAUCAUGGGUCUAAUUUGAUGAUUAAGUUUGGUGAUGCGGAGGAAAUUAUACCAGAGCUUGUAACUAAGGUGAAUGCUGUUGAUGUGUUUGUGGAAGAAGAGGUGGAGUAUAACCUUAGAAAUAUGGUUCAUUCCGUUGAACAAUCUUUAUCGAACGUGUCAUCUGGGCCUCCUCGGAUUGUUUUGUGGCGGACUCCAUUUUAUGAUGUUAAGAGCUUGAAAGAGUUGCCUGCAUCAUACGUUGACUUCGAGAAGCUUAAAUUGGCUCCUACAUCUCCACUAGAGUGUCCAGUUUUACCUUGUUGUGAUCUGGAUUUGGAUUGGGAUAAUGUACCUACAGUUGGUGAUUUAAAGAGAUACAUGCAUGAGAACAUAUGGAAAUUGAACCAAAGUUGGACCUCGAUAAAAGUUAUUUCUGCAGAAAGUAUCUUAAGGAGGGACCAACUCGGGCGUGUGAAUACGCAAAAUCAUAUGACUGAAGUUCUGGAGGAACCAAAUAUGGUUGAAGACACUGAUCAAUUUAAUUUGCUCAAUAAGCCAACACAAAUGGAAGAACAGGAAAAAUCUGUUUUUGCAUCAAGAACAGGAAAUGUUGUGGGAGGUGGAACAAGUGUUGUGUUGAAUGCUUUGGCUGGAUAUUUGAGAUAUCUGGAGGAUACUUCUAAAGAUGAUUGGCGGGAGGUGCAUGAGAAAUUACGUAAUGCUGAAAGUAGGACUGGAGCUUCAUUCCGAGUCCUAUUUGGGUCUGCUCUUUUUCUUGGCAUCAUAUCUAGAAGAAGAGUAUAUUAUGAAGCUAUAAAGUAUGAGAAAGAACGUAAUGCAGGCUUUUUAUCUCCUUUUGGAUAUUCAGCAGAAACUGUCGCCGCAGCAGUUGACACAGUUUCUUCUAUGGAGUGGUAUUGGGUUAUGGCUUUAAAAAGCCAGAUAUACAAUGAAGGACUUUAUCCUAUUAGGAUAUGGAGAUGGAACGGCUAUGUGGUUCAGUAUACGGUUGUUGGUCGUGAAGGUCCUGCUAUUCUUCUUGUACAUGGUUUUGGUGCCUUUUUGGAGCAUUUCCGUGAUAAUGCAAAGUGCAUAGCUGAUGCAGGAAACCGAGUUUGGGCAAUUACCCUAUUGGGAUUUGGAAAAUCAGAGAAGCCAAACAUUAUAUACACCGAACUCAUUUGGGCUCAAUUAUUGAGGGAUUUUGUUGUUGACGUUGUGGGUGAACCUGUACAUCUUGUUGGCAACUCUAUCGGUGCCUACUUUGCUGCUAUUGUUGCUGGUCUUUGGCCUGCUCUGGUUAGGUCUGUUGUGCUUAUGAAUACUGCUGGUUCAAUCGUUCCAAGCUAUUCCUCAGUUCCAUUAGCAGAAGAAAGACAAACAUCAGGUGUCUCUUGGCUUGGCAGUCGAAUCCUAUCAUUUUACUUGAAAAUGAGUGUAGGGAGCAUAGUGAAGAAUUGUUAUCCAAGUAACAAAGGGAGAGCUGAUGAUUGGCUUAUUAAUGAAAUGCUAAGGGCAUCUAAUGAUCCUGGUGUGCUGGUAGUUCUUGAAAGUAUUUUCAAAUUCAAUCUCUCAAUUCCACUUAAUUAUCUUUUGGAACCCUUUGAAGGAAAAGUCUUGAUUAUACAGGGAAUGAAAGACCCACUUUCUAAGUCGUCGUUUAUAUUGUCUAUGUUUAAGAGACAUUGUAGUGGGGUUGAAACUAAAGAGUUAGAUGCAGGGCAUUGCCCCCAUGAUGAGCGGCCAGAGGAAGUGAAUUCCUUUAUAUGUGAAUGGGUUCAGACCUUUGAAAGGAACCUUCAACAGUGCUGAUAUGUGAAUGGGUUUAAACCUUCGAAAGGAACCUUCAACAGUGCUGAAAAAAGAUUCGCUGCAUUUAAUAUAACAAUCAAUCAACAUGCCAGUUUCUUGGGGUCUCUUUCAAUAUUGUUAAUGGAACUAUUUCCCCUAAAUGAACAACUCCAAAGGACCACAAAUGGAUUAGAAGGUGUUAAUUUGUCCACAUGUCUAUGCUUCAUGGUUUCAUGUCUAAGCGAACUUUUGUAUAUAACACCAAUUUUUGUGUUUGAUCCAAGUCGAAUUUUUUUUCUCUUAGCCAUACUUUAGUUUAUAAGAAAAAGUAUUGAGCUUUGUUAA
This is a messenger RNA of Papaver somniferum (opium poppy), 2561 nucleotides long. RefSeq lists its product as uncharacterized. The record is from RefSeq and is a predicted model, not a curated record. The coding region runs from base 132 to 2237 and encodes 701 amino acids. The transcript has 14 exons. NCBI's taxonomy places the organism in Eukaryota, Viridiplantae, Streptophyta, Magnoliopsida, Ranunculales, Papaveraceae.